Nematolebias whitei (Rio pearlfish) is the source of this 670-nucleotide messenger RNA. RefSeq names its product NADH:ubiquinone oxidoreductase subunit V3 (gene ndufv3). The transcript has 3 exons. Gene Ontology annotation, cellular component: mitochondrion. The record is from RefSeq and is a predicted model, not a curated record. The coding region runs from base 25 to 384 and encodes 119 amino acids. NCBI's taxonomy places the organism in Eukaryota, Metazoa, Chordata, Actinopteri, Cyprinodontiformes, Rivulidae. Gene Ontology annotation, biological process: mitochondrial ATP synthesis coupled electron transport.
GGAAGGAAUUAGCAGAAACACAACAUGGCGGCCAGUUUGCUGCGUUUAGGGCGAUUGAGCUCUGUCAAGUGUCUCCAGGUGGACGGCUGGGUUACCCCGAGGAUUCGAGCGGCUCUUUGGUUCUGCACUGAAGCUAAUGAGCCCAAGAAACUAGUGAGAAAGACCAAAGCUGCAGUAAAGAAACCUGCAGCAGCAGCAGCAGCAGCAGCAGCAGCAGCAGCAGCAGCAGCACCUCUGGAGCCUGAGGAGCCGUUUGAUAACAGCACCUAUAAGAACAACCAGCACCACAGCUACACCACCUACACCUUCGCAGAUCUGGAUGUAGACAUGGCCAAGUAUCGCCUCCCUCAGCCCUCCUCUGGCAGACUCUCGCCUCUGCACUAGAAAAGCAGAACCAUCUGCAAAUUGUGCUUUAAGAAUUAAAAAUAUGUUAUAUAUAUAUAUAUAUGCUCCUGAACGUACCAGGGCUGCAGCAACGUUGUUGUCAAAAUGUGACAUGAUUAAAGAACACAAGGUAAAAUUGUAGUUUGGCUCUGUAUUUGUUUUUCAGCCUGUGUGCUUCUGUUUAAAUAUCCUAAACAAACUGUUACUUUAAUAAACAACCAGGAUAGGAUUAUCUGUUGGUUUGUUGUGGUUUGCCUGAACGAUGUGAGAAAAGGGACAAAAGGGA